Molecule: messenger RNA, 647 nt
Organism: Hyalella azteca
Lineage: Eukaryota; Metazoa; Arthropoda; Malacostraca; Amphipoda; Hyalellidae
Product: tyrosine-protein phosphatase non-receptor type 61F-like
Exons: 6
Coding region: 36-647 (203 amino acids)
Biological process (GO): protein dephosphorylation
Molecular function (GO): protein tyrosine phosphatase activity
Source: RefSeq, a predicted model, not a curated record
ACCAAAAACAGCGCUGUCAGGAGCUGCUUGCUGCCAUGAUUCAGCUGCAAGCCUCCGACACUCUUGGCUUCCACUUCGAACGUCUGCAGCGCGAGAGUGCCACGGGUGACGUGGACGAGGCGCUCACCACAAACAACAUCUGCAAGAAUCGCUUCAACAAAUACGUGCCAUUCAACAGGACGAGAGUGCGUUUGGAAGAUUCUGACGGCUCCGAUGGCUACAUAAACGCGAGUUUUAUUCAAAGCUGCAGAGCGGACAUCAAGUUCAUAGCGACUCAGUCUCCCCUGGAAGACACCGUGGCCGACUUCUGGCUGAUGGUCUGGCAGCAGAAAGUGCACGUCAUCGCUGCACUGGACCACUACGACGAUUCAAUGGAAUGGCGCCCAUACUGGCCGCGGUCCAAAACCAAGUCCGUGUACUGUCCCCCCAUUCAAGUGAAGCUCAUCAGGAGGCUGAGGGCAGAGUUCUUCAUCUCCAGAGACUUGGAGCUCUCAGACGGCGAAAGCAAGCGCGACGUGCGACAAAUUCAGCUCACCAAAUGGACAGAUGACUCAAGCUUCAGGCCUUCUGACUUCGUUGGUUUUCUUCAUAAAGUUCGUCAAUGCCUGCCAGAGGGACCGAGUAACGUGAUUGCCCACUGCAGGUGA